CAGCUCCACCGAGAGUUAUCUCACAAGAAGCGUAUCUUAUCGUUGGCAUGGACGAUAGGCGUAUCUGCAACGCCCCAUUUCUGCCAAAACACUGAGGACUGAGAUGUGGCAUCCCUUCCAUCCUUCUUGUCUCUGCCUUCCGACUAUGGCCACAAAUGAAGGAACACAGGUGCUCUCCGAGGGCACAGGCUACGGCGUCGUCCUCGGGAUUGGACUCGUCUUUGCGCUCAUCAUGAUGGGGCUCUCAACGCUGCAGAACCGCUACACGAACUACAAGACUGCAACUUCGGAGGAGUUUAACACUGCGUCGCGCUCGGUGAAGCCAGGCCUGAUCGCAUCGGGCAUAGUUUCCGCAUGGACGUGGGCCGCUACGCUGCUGCAGAGCUGCACGGUGACCUACGAGUAUGGCGUGUGCGGGGGGUACUACUACGCCGCAGGUGCGACACUGCAGGUUUUCUUGAUGUCGAUUCUGGCCGUGCGUGUGAAGAUGAUUGCGCCGUACUGCCAUACGUAUCUCGAGAUCAUACACGCGCGGUACGGCGAUCUGGCACAUUUCGUCUUUGCAACAUUCGCGCUCGCGUGCAACCUUAUCGUAUCAAGCAUGCUGCUUCUCGGAGGUAGUGCGGUUGUCAAUGCAUUCACGGGCAUGAACAUAUAUGCAGCGAACUUUCUCAUUCCCAUUGGUGUCAUGGCGUAUGUGAUCCUCGGUGGACUACGUGCUACCUUCCUUUGUGACUACUCUCACACGACCAUACUCAUGAUCAUCUUAUUCUAUUUCUUCUUCUACACGUACACUGAAAGCGACCUGAUCGGCGGAAUCGAAGGCAUGUACCGUCUACUAGGAAAAGCGGCCGAAGAGCGUCCGGUGGCAGGAAGCCAGGAUGGUUCCUACCUCACGCUGAAGUCGAACUAUGGCCUCGUCUUCUUGAUAAUCCAGAUGUUUGGCGCCUUCGGGAAUGUGACGGUAGAUCAGGGCUACUGGCAGCGCGCGAUUGCGUCACAAGCAAAAACCACCAUGAACGCCUACCUCAUGGGCGGCAUUGCCUGGUUUGCUGUCCCAAUGACGAUGUCUUUGGCUAUGGGCCUGUCAGCAGUUGCACUCGCGAACAGUCCUACCUUUCCCUAUGCUGGUGGUCUCACAUCGACCGAACUGAACGCUGGACUGACUGCUCCGGCGGCGGUCGUGACGCUUCUCGGUAGAGGCGGUGCUGCUGCCAUGCUCAUCCUACUUUUCAUGGCUGUCACAUCGGCUGCCUCCUCGGAGAUGAUCGCAACGUCAUCCGUCUUAACGUUCGAUCCAAACGCAUCCCAAGAGCGACUUAUUCGCGUAUCGCACAUCAUGGUCGGUAUGUGGGCGAUCAUCAUGUCCUGCGUUGCGUGCAUCUGGAACGCGAUCGGACUCUCGCUCAAUUGGCUCUACCUCUUCUCGGGCACCAUCUACACAUCCGCCGUGGGCCCGAUUGUUCUGACUGUCCUGUGGCGCAAGCAAACGCGCGCUGCUGCGAUUGGCGGGGCGCUGGGCGGGCUGGUUGUGGGUGUCAUUAGCUGGUUGGUAGUUGCGAAAGUGUAUUACGGAGGGUUGACCAUGACGACGACGGGCGAGGCAUACCCGAUGCUGGCAGGAAAUAUGGCGUCUUGCUGUGCGGGAGCGCUCCUCUCUGCUGCAAUCACUUGGAUCAAGCCCGAUAACGAGUUCGACUGGACCGAGACCAAGAAAAUCAACCCGCGCGGACGCGCGCUUGACCUUCAGGCUUCCAGACGCGUAAAAGCUGAGAAGCAGCCGGAUGAUAAAGACUCUGACUCUGACUUAGUAAAAGAACUCGCGAAGGAGGAUGCGGUGUCAAUGUCAAUUGCAGAGGUGUCAGCUCUUCCACAACAGCCCGAAGACUACGAAACACUGCGGAAGUCGAUGAAAGCUGCGGUGUGGCCUUCGUCGAUCCUCAGCUUCGUCAUCAUUUUUCUCAUCCCAAUACCACUCUUCCUCUCGCACUACGUGUUUUCGCUCAAUUUCUUCAAAGCAUGGGUGAUCAUCACGAUCAUAUGGUUGUUCGUCGCGGCAAGCAUUACGUCUGUCCUACCUCUAUGGGAAAGUCGAGGUGCCAUCAUCGAAAUUGGCCAAGGUCUGUUAAAGGAUAUAAUGGGCAUCAGCUUGAGAAGGAGACGAAAUGUUUCUUAUGUAUAAUUACCUUGUCCAUCUGCUCCGCGUUCCCAUGGUCCGCCGUUAUGAACAGGAUGUAACCCGCCUCCUGACAGGCCGUGUACGCGGUCGCGACAGCCUUGUCCGUUGCAGAGAUGGCCUGCACGGCUGCCUCGUACACGCCCGCGUGGCCAACCAUAUCCGGUGGCGCAAAGUUGCACCGUGUGUGUGCACAUCACGAACUCCCUUCAACCUCUAUAUAUGCUCCUACUUAGGUAGUCCUACGCCCAACUUGUACCCAGACACACCCC
Laetiporus sulphureus 93-53 is the source of this 2448-nucleotide messenger RNA. Its product is annotated as Na+/solute symporter. Gene Ontology annotation, biological process: urea transmembrane transport. Bases 104 to 2182 code for a protein of 692 amino acids. The transcript has 9 exons. Gene Ontology annotation, molecular function: urea transmembrane transporter activity. Gene Ontology annotation, cellular component: plasma membrane. Lineage: Eukaryota; Fungi; Basidiomycota; Agaricomycetes; Polyporales; Laetiporaceae. The record is from RefSeq and is a predicted model, not a curated record.